UCUACGCAGCCGCGGCUCUAUUUCCGGCUGUCUGGGAGCACUUCCGGGAGGCUCUUCCACUAGUGAGGCGGCGUUGCUAGCAGGCGGAAACCUCCAGGGAAGAUGGGGAAAGUGAGGGCGCUGCGGGCUCGUGUGCACCGGGCGGCCGUGAGACCCGACGGGGAGGCUGCACCCGGCCCUGUGCCCCGCGCCUCGGAGCCCGCGCUCCCACAAGCCCCGGCGGGCGGAGCAGUGGCGAAGGACUGGACAUUCGUUCACAAUGACAUCUUUGCCAGGACACAGAUAGACCCUAGUGCGUUGGUGCAGAGGCUGGAGCUGGACCAGAGGAGUGUGGUGUCCCUGAAGAGAGGUGCAGAGCCAAAGGCCAUUUUGCCUAAGAAGGAAAAGCUGAAGCUUCGCCGUGAGCGAUGGUUACAGAAAAUUGAAGCCAUAAAGCUGGCAGAGCAGAAGCUCAGGGAGGAACGAAAGCGCAAGGCCAUGGUGGUGGUAGGCGACCUGCACCCCCUGAGGGAUGCCCUACCUGAGCUGCAGGAACUGGAGGCCGGCCGCCAGCGGCAGCAAGCCAGACGCAGGGUGACCAGCAAGCCCCGGCCAGUGGAGCUCAGCCGAAUGAGCACAGCACAGAGGCAGCAGCUUCUUGAGGAAGAAAGGACCCGGUUUCAGAAGCUGCUGGCCAGCCCAGCCUACAGAGCAAGUCCCCUGCUGGCCAUCGGGCAGCAGCUGGCACACCAGAUGCAGCUGGAAGGUGGCGAACAGCUCUGACCAAGGACAGCGUGUGCCAUGAGAUCCAGAGGACUCACAUGUGGCCAGAGGUGCUGGCAGCUCUUGAAUCCCAUCCUGUAUCUGCAUGGCCAACUAGCCAGCCUUGAGACCUAGGGAAGGCGAGCUAGAGCUGCCAGUGAGGACAAAUAAAAUGACUUUAGGGACUGUGGCUUCCAUGGCCUGAGGCCCAUCUGUGGCUUUACUUCCCUCUUCGAGACAGCCACUCCUGCUGACCCUGGAACAAGCCCAGGGUCCCCAGCUAGGGGCCAGAGUUGGAGUGGUUGCUCUUGUGGGGAUCUGCAAGGGCUACGCCAGUGUGAAACUAGAGGCCUGUCAAGUCGCUCGGUCCCUAAGGCCUCAGCACUCCUUCCCAGCUGUUUGGGAUCCUGGUCCCAGCAGGGCCCUCCGCCAGCCACCUUGUUUCUCACACUGUUUGCCUUCAGCCAAGCCAUAGCUUCUUGUGGCUCUGACCUCUCUCAGCCCAGGUUACUCACUGCCUUUCCUUGCCCUGCUGUGACUAGAGAAGCAGAUGGUCCUGCCUGGAGGCAGAACAGCCCGGCCCAGGAGCCACUUGGCUGGGUGGCAAGAUAGACCUGUGUUAGACCUGUGUGAGUUCUCAGGGCAGCAUCCACAGGCCCCACAGCUCAUAUGGACCCAUGCUUCACCUGGGCGUGUCUGUGGCACUACUCAUCCGACGGUGUUCCCAAGCCUUUUACAAGGGUGGCCCACGUGCUCAUGGCUCCUUGGCCCUGUGAGUGGGGAGCAGGCAGAACAGGUGAGCCCCCUAGGCAUGGUAUGGACACCUAGGGCACUUGGUGAAUGGAAGUGGGUAAGACUGAAUAGGCCUAAACUGGGUGAGAUAGAGGCAGGCAGAUCUCCAAGUUCAAGGUCAGCCUGGUCUACAGAUGGAGUUCUAGGACAGCCAGAGCUACCUUGUCUAUAAUUAAUUAAUUAAUUAAUUAAUUAAUUAAAAAGUGAACCGUCCUGGACACAGACUCAAGAUCCGUUCGUCAGGGGCCAUUCCAGCAGUCUGCUGAGACACUGCAGCUACCUUGCUUAGGAGGGAAUAGGCUCUCAUUAAGAGAAGCCAUGUGUGCCUAAACCCACCUGUGGUGCAAGCACUGGCCAGUGUGCCUGACACCGCUUAGGAAGUUUCCACCUUCCUUGAGUUAUGUAUAUUAAGAUUUCUUUGAUGUGGCUUCAAGCAGCUCUGGUCUGGCCAUGGCGAGCACCUUUCCAGUAUGCCCCUGCUGGGGAACAUAGGCCCACCCUUCAGGGUCCUUCUUGGAAGAGCAUUCCACUGGCCAGCUUCAUUUACAGGUCAGUUACAGCAGGUCAGGGGGUCACACCCAACCAUGGACACUAACGUGCAGUGAGCAGGAGAGGAGACAAGCGGACAUCACUGGGACUACCUCAGAAUCUGCAAAACGUGGUAUGACAUGAGUUAUGUGUCUAAGGCUUGGCAGAGCCGCACAGCUGGCCAGAGGCUAGACACUGGGCAGGCAGGGCUCGCCCCUUCUCACCUGAGACAAAGCGUGUGUUCUCAUGUGGACUGACACAGGAGGCAGAUUCCAAGAAAGCGGUCCUCUGCGUGGAUGGUGGGAGUUUGCUGGAUUUGUGUAUUUCCUGAUCUUUAUAGAAUAAACAUGAGUCACAUGGUAA
Molecule: messenger RNA, 2424 nt
Organism: Mus caroli (Ryukyu mouse)
Lineage: Eukaryota; Metazoa; Chordata; Mammalia; Rodentia; Muridae
Gene: Slx9
Product: SLX9 ribosome biogenesis factor
Biological process (GO): maturation of SSU-rRNA from tricistronic rRNA transcript (SSU-rRNA, 5.8S rRNA, LSU-rRNA)
Cellular component (GO): preribosome, small subunit precursor; nucleolus; 90S preribosome
Source: RefSeq, a predicted model, not a curated record